This is a messenger RNA of Antrostomus carolinensis (chuck-will's-widow), 594 nucleotides long. Its product is annotated as frizzled-3. The record is from RefSeq and is a predicted model, not a curated record. The annotation marks the transcript as partial. Gene Ontology annotation, cellular component: membrane. Gene Ontology annotation, biological process: cell surface receptor signaling pathway. The transcript has 3 exons. Lineage: Eukaryota; Metazoa; Chordata; Aves; Caprimulgiformes; Caprimulgidae.
ACUCAGAUGAGUCGUCCAGAUUUGAUUCUCUUUCUCAUGAAAUAUCUCAUGGCUUUGGUUGUUGGGAUACCCUCUGUCUUCUGGGUUGGAAGUAAAAAGACUUGUUUUGAGUGGGCUAGCUUUUUCCACGGACGCAGGAAAAAAGAAGUUGUCAAUGAGAGUCGUCAAGUGCUGCAGGAGCCCGACUUUGCUCAGUCUCUUCUGAGAGAUCCCAAUACCCCCAUCAUCCGAAAGUCACGGGGCACUUCGACCCAGGGCACCUCGACUCACGCCUCCUCCACCCAGCUGGCCAUGCUGGACGACCAAAGGAGCAAGGCAGGCAGCGUCCACAGCAAAGUGAGCAGCUACCAUGGCAGCCUGCACCGAUCGCGUGACGGCCGGUACACUCCCUGCAGCUACAGAGGCGUAGAGGAAAGACUACCUCACGGCAGCAUGUCACGACUGACUGAUCAUUCCAGGCACAGCAGUUCUCAUCGGCUGAACGAACAGUCGCGUCACAGCAGCAUCAGGGAUCUCAGCAGCAACCCCCUGACACACAUCACGCACGGGACCAGCAUGAACCGCGUCAUCGAAGAGGACGGCACCAGCGCUUGA